GUGGGAAGGAGCCUGGCAUCUUCUUUUAUGUAUCUUAUUUUUAGGACUUUUCCUUUGUUCCCGUUUGUCCAUUGACAAUCUUCUUCUUCUUUUCUAUUUACUUAAAUAAAUUACUUUGAGUUUCGACUGAUUUUAUUCGAGGUUUGGUGAGAGAAGAGAUAUCUCAUUCGCGAUGUCGGCGAAUUGCACAAACGCGCCAGAUGCCGUGCCCAGCGACGCUGGCGUUGCUGGUGUCGGUGUCCUCCUAUCCUUCAUAAUCACAGCCGGAAUCUCCCUCAUAAUCAGCGCCUCGCUCAUCUUCCAAGAAACCCGGCAAAAAACCGCCUCCGACUCCAUCCUGCGCCGGAAACUGCUAAACUCCUACUCGGACCAGCAAAUCCUAACCGGCAUCGGCAUCCAAAGCAUCGGGCUCGCCAAAGUGUCCUCCAUGGUCCCGUACCACUUCUUCCUAAUCUGGAUGCUCUCCCUGCUCUCCAUGGCCGUCCACAACGCCACCCUCCUAGCCCUCGCGCGCGACUUCCGCCGCGACUGGGUCCUGCGCUGGAUGCGGCAGCUCCUCAUGCUCGCGAACCUCGUGCUCUCCUGCGCGUACGGGGUAUAUAUCCUGCGCGCCGUCGAGCGCGGCAUCAACGACGCCACGUUCCCCGUCUCCUGCGUCUGGGACGCCGCGACCCCGACCUUCCCUCCUUCAGGCAACUACGGGCUUUCGUUCGCGGGCACCAUCGUCGUGAUCGCGGGGAAUGUGCUUAUCUUCGCUCUCGCGACGUGGUAUCUCCACGCCCGCACCACCCGCUUCUACGUCGUUUUCCGGGUCGUGGGAUUACUUCUCAUGACGGCCUUCGCGAUCGGCGCUACGGUCCGCGUGGCGUAUCUCGCGGACGCGUUUGCGAGCGGCACGCCGAUUCGAUUGAGUGAUAACGGGGAGACGCUGUGGAGUUUUGGACAGUUGCUUUCGGUGGGGAUGUUGCUCUUGCCGCUGGUGUCGAUUGUGGAGAUUCUGAGGGGAGAGAUUAAGUGCGCGCCGCCGGUGGCGCAGGUCUAUGAUGAUGAUAAGGGGGUUUUGUUGGGGGAGGAGACGGGGGAGG
Molecule: messenger RNA, 1085 nt
Organism: Annulohypoxylon maeteangense
Lineage: Eukaryota; Fungi; Ascomycota; Sordariomycetes; Xylariales; Hypoxylaceae
Exons: 2
Source: RefSeq, a predicted model, not a curated record